This is a messenger RNA of Dichomitus squalens LYAD-421 SS1, 288 nucleotides long. RefSeq lists its product as uncharacterized. The record is from RefSeq and is a predicted model, not a curated record. The transcript has 3 exons. Bases 1 to 288 code for a protein of 95 amino acids. NCBI's taxonomy places the organism in Eukaryota, Fungi, Basidiomycota, Agaricomycetes, Polyporales, Polyporaceae.
AUGUACGGCGACAACGAUUACCGCACAACAUCUCCGGACACGGGCGCAGAGGACGAGAACGACAACCAGGGGCUAGCUUACAACGAUCCUUCCCCGGACAGCCGGGAUCAGUAUAUUCGAGAGCCACAAGACUACCGUCCCGAGCGUAAUGCACGCCCUUCUUCGCAGCCCCGUGCCUCGCGCACUCAGACGCGACCGCAGGCGCACCCUCAAGCCCAUCACAACGCAUCAUCCCAGCAGCAGCAGAUGCAGGACAAACUUCAGCACGCCGCCACAGGACUCCUCUGA